AUGGCACUUCUGGAAACGACAGGGGCUUUAGCGAGCAAGGUGGGCUUUGAUGUAUAUUGCGCACUAUGCAAUGAAAAAUUUUCGUACUCCAUGAAAUUACAUAGUCUGUGCCAGCAUGCGAUUCUUUGUCAUGGUAUUCGGGUUUUCGAGGAUCUAUUGCGUUAUUUUAAUGGGAAACCCAUACUUAGGGCUAGUGACCUUUUAUGUGGCCAGUGCUAUAACAUCUACGGUCCAAACACGCGACACUUCUCAACUGAACAUAAAAUUAAUGAUAGGUAUUACUGUAAGCUGUGUAAUUUUACAACAACACGAGCAUCUUUAUACCAAUUUCAUAAUCAUAUACUAAAAUCUAAUGCGACAUGGUGUAUCGGCUGCAAUAAAUUUUUAAUGAGAUCCAAUUGGUUGUCGAGCCACUUCAGGAUUUGUCCUGGAAGAUUGCUUAGUUAUAAGCGAGAUUAUGAGAUUGCCAAUGACCAUGCUUCCACAGAGAUACACUCUAAUACUAUUGAGCUCAAACCUAAACCAUAUGUUUUUCCUAACUAUGGUUGUGAGGAAACUUUACAGACUCUAAAAGGGCUUAAAGUCAUUGACAAAGCCUGGCGCUCGCAACUGAAGUGGUGGUCAUGCCGCCUCUGCUCCAAGCCUCCUUCUAUUAAGUGUAGAGCAUGCUCGACAUCCUAUUGUGCUACCUGUCAACAAGUCGAUCCAUACCUAUGUACAAAGAUGGUUUGCAUGCGUUGCUACAUGCACGCCUAUUCUGUGUGGAAUGAUCCCGUGUUGGUAUUUACUAAGGGGUUGUUCGGAAUUCUUUCCGGAUUUACUAGGCCGAGGAAUUCGACGAGCCUGCGGAACAGCCGCGGACUAGCUAUGCACGGACCUUACGCUGCCAAAGCGGGCGCAAUUGUUUCAGAGGCUCUUGCGCUUGCCGUGCCGUUAGAUAGACUUAAUAUUCCAUACGGACUUGAGCGCCUGGUUGAGGCCACACAGUACGAUGAUAAUGGGAUGCCAUGCUUUCUAGCUGACUUCGGCCCUUAUGUGUUUUUCGCGGGGAGCGUGAUGGUUCCGCCUCUAUAUUUUGCUCGUGAUUCUUCAGACCCUAUGUGUAGGCUUGAAGUAACUCUGUUGGCAGGCUUAAACAUUGGCUACCCUGUCGCUGUUGUUACUCUCCGUGCAGUCAAAGACUUUGCGAUAGGACGAAACAAAGUUCGCGAAAUUACUAUUCGUCGCCAGUGCCUUACGGAAUAUCCAUGGCGGGGUGCUGCGCGCUUCUGUCUCGAUCCUAUCUUAGCAAUACCCCCUCAGCACAAACCUACAGAAUUACCUCCAGAUACUCCAUGUCCCAGGAGCGCAUUCAGUCAGUACUUUGCAGGGAAAUCGCCGUUUGGAGAACCAAAAGAGUCUUUAGUCUCAAUUCAAUGA
This is a messenger RNA of Giardia duodenalis, 1419 nucleotides long. RefSeq lists its product as uncharacterized. The transcript has a single exon. NCBI's taxonomy places the organism in Eukaryota, Fornicata, Diplomonadida, Hexamitidae. Bases 1 to 1419 code for a protein of 472 amino acids. The record is from RefSeq and is a predicted model, not a curated record.